CAUGGAAUAAGACGCACUUUAUUUUUUGUUUAUCGACAGUGUUUUCUGUUUUCUUCUGUUAAAGAGUUGAUUAAACAGCUUGCGCGCUCCUUUGUUCCAAGGGUGAAUCGAGGCGACAAGUUUUGGACCGUGUUUCGAGCUUUACGCACGAGAGAAAAACGCCUACAAAGUCACAUUUUUGGGUGGUUGUUUUUUGUGUUUUUUGUACAGUAACAGUGGCUUUAUUUUUGUGGGGAAAAAACAAGUAAAGGCUUUGAGAGAUCCUCUGUGUGACGUACGAGCGCCCCUUUUUUUGUCUUGAGCGCACAAACGUGUUCCUCGCUUUUUUACACACUUUGAAGCGAUCUAUCUGGUAAAAUGGACGUGUGUGGUCUCUGUUAUUAAGACCCUCGGAUAUAUGAAAUUUCUGCUGUUGCCAAAUCCCAAAAGGAGCCCCGCUGUCUCCGUCAUCAUCCUGUUCACUCCUGUAUGACAGCUCCAUGGAAGUACUGUAGUCUUCAGAGUGGAAGAUGAAUCCUUUCUCAAAUCCCAAAGGUUCCAGGCUCAUCUCUGCCUAUGUUUAAUGGCACAGUGACCGCGGACAGUCGACUUUAUAAAAGGUGAACAUGACAGCAGCAGCAGGUGUACUGACCGGACUGGCCAAACUCAAACGUCAAGACUCAUGUCGCUCCCAGCAUCGACCGCUCUCGGCCGCUUUGGGAGGUCCUGUCCCAGAGCAAGCCCCCAGAAAGAGGAAACGCAGAACAGAUGUUGUAAUCGUUCGGGGACGACUACGGCUGUACUCUGCCUCUGGGUUUUUCCUGCUUUUGGGACUGGUUAUUCUGGCUGUGGGGAUCGGCAUGGCAACGCUUGGUUACUGGCCCCAUGGUGACAGAACGGAGGCACCCAAAACGGCAUCAGGAGAAAGGACCAAGCCAGAGGGACCCUCAACAUCUGUCAAGCAAGAGAUAUAUGAAGUAAAAAGCAAUGUAUCAGAAGGAGGAGGAGCCAAUUCAACUACCAGAGAUCAUGGAGAAACCUCAAAACAGACAUCUGGCCUCCUGACCCGUUUCCUGGAGCAGCAUCGUCACUCUGAGAGGAUGAAGAUGUUCGGACCCUUCACCAUGGGCAUUGGGAUAUUUAUCUUCAUCUGUGCAAAUGCCAUCCUCCACGAAAACAGAGACAGAGAAACGAAGAUCAUCCACAUGAGGGACAUGUAUUCCACCGUCAUUGACAUCCAUCGCCUGCGGCAGAAAGAACAGAAGCAGCAGCUGCACAGAAACAGCGUGUAUGCACGAGAGGCCUUCAGCGAUAACAUGAGCCUAGCCCGCACCUCGCUCCUGGGCUUCACAUCACGGUCAGCAGGGGGCUCUGCCGAGGAAGAAGAGGGGCUCCUUGGAGAGGAAGAGCAGGCCAGACUGGACUGUAGUUUUGCUGGACUCCUGGCUCCACUCUAUAAGGACCGCCCCUUUUAUAACCCAGGGCUGGGGCUGGCACAUGCAGAUUCUGUGCGGCAUCAGUGGUCUGUGGACGGAGAUGGAGAGAGGGGCGGGCACCACGCGCGCUCCAUCGUGACCUCCUCCAUCUCUGCAUUCACUCUGCCCGUGAUCAAACUCAACAACUGUGUCAUCGAUGAGCCAGAGAUGGAGGCCAUAACAGAGGACGACAGAGGGGAGUGCGGGGAUGAGCGCUCACAACCUUUGACCUCUAUGGAGUCAUUAGCUGUCCCUGUGGCAUCUGUUGCUAAGGCAUCUAAACCUCCGGGUCUACAUCGAAGCAACUCUGCGUCCUCUUCCUCCCAUCAUUCGUCCGCAUCCACCCUGUCCCCUGCCCCCUCAUCUACCUCAGGCUGCUGGCUCUCUCCAGGCGCGGCCCGCAGUGACUUUGGCUCAAACUCCUCUCUGCACAUGCUCAGUAGCCACUCCAAAUCUCUGGACCUGGAGCGCCGACCGAGCAUGCUCAGUGUGCACCAGGAGCAGAGGAAGCACCCGAGCUGGCCGCGUCUUGACCGUAGCAACAGCAGCCGCAGCUGCAACAGCGCCCCUAGAGGCAGCAGUAAGGGUUACACACGGCUGGAGGACAGGGAGGACCACAGUGAACGCUUGUUGGACGAUUCGGUGGCAUCAGCAGCACGACGUGACUACAGUAAACGGGAAAAACUGCUCAUGAUAUCCAGGUCACAUAAUAAUCUAAGCUUUGAACAUGAUGAAUUCAACAACAGCACACUAAAGAGGGGCAGCUCCGAGACACGAUUCUGAGUCAUGAACUAACAAACUCAUAAGAACAAAGGUUUUUAUUUAGAGGUGCUGUUUUGUAGCUUACCCUGACUUGUGAAAUCACAGAUAAAGAUGAUAUUGGUGAAAAAGAAACUAAGAUGCCUUCAGAAAAGCUGGCACAGUCCAGCCAUCUAAGCCCAUUACUUAGAUUUAGGGUGCGUUCACACUUGCACAUACACCACAUCAAAAUUGGGACAUAACUGGGACUAAACCGGGACUAAAACAGGACCAAACCAAGUCUUACACCAGGACCCAAAUUGGUCUUAAACCAACCAGGACAAGUGUGAACGCAGUUGCUGAAGGUGGGAGGGCAAACUGACUUUCCAGUUGAGUCUAUAGAUGUAGUUAGAAAUUGUUUACAAGGAAAUUCAUAGUUAAAUUUCUAAUGAUACUUACAGGCAAGCUUGGGGCAAAUUAUGUAAGAGAAGCUUGCUACAGGAUAAAUUAACUUCAGUGGUGUGUGUAGUUGGUCUCCAGAUUGUAGUAGACUUUACCACUGUAUCGAUGAGAGGAGCUGGUAAUAAGUCAGGAAGUACUGUAACUGUCCAUGUAUGUGCAGACUAAUUAGACUUACUCAGGAUGGUUCAUUUUUAUACUGUUUUCAUGGACCUAUACACAGUUGUAUUAAAUAUAGAAUAUAUGGGUAUUUUGAGUAGGAUGAAAGCUGUUUGCACACUUCAAUGUUAUACCAGCAAUCCCAAGUAGUUUUAGUUGAUUUGACUGAGGAAAUGAAUUUACUUAAAGAUGUACUUCGAAACAUUUCUAGUGGGGGGUCUGCCACCUGCUUGUCUCCAUUGAAAUGUUAUUGCUUUGCUGGGAAUAUUCCAUGGUGUGACUUUAAAAAUAUAUUCAUUAUGAAUAUUCAAAAAUAUAUGUAUUCCUUUGGUAAAUCGGGGCAAUUCUCCACAGAUCUGAACUGUAAUGUAGCGUAGUGCUGUAACCUGCUUAUCUCCCAUGUGAUAAGUAGGUUAAUCAAAGCAAUAACAUUUCCAUGGAGACAUCAGAUGGCGGAUCCUUCAGAAAUGUUAUGCAGUGCACCUUUAAGUGAAUUAUUAAGUCACAAUAACGUAUUGGAUAUUUUUUCGAAAGCAUCAAGCUGAAGAGAAUCGAAGAAAUGUGAUACGCUUUUAAGAUACACACAUUUUUUUUUUUCUCUUCUUUCCAUAAAAACACCUUUAUAAUAUUAUUUUACAAACCACUGCCAUUUGAGUUCAGUUUGUCAGCUCCUAUCGUAUCCUGUCACAUCUGCAAUUGCAAUUAGUAGCCUUUUUUCCGUGCUAUUUUUACCACAUGGCAUAAACAGGACUGUCUUGUUAUUCAAACGUGACAUAAAGCGCGCUGUGUGUGUUCCCACGCAACACAACAGGUGCAGCAGUCGGCAGCAGCUCUUUUAAGAAGUGGGAACCUCGCCGGA
Messenger RNA from Boleophthalmus pectinirostris (great blue-spotted mudskipper), 3669 nucleotides. RefSeq names its product transmembrane protein 200A (gene tmem200a). Lineage: Eukaryota; Metazoa; Chordata; Actinopteri; Gobiiformes; Gobiidae. The coding region runs from base 606 to 2237 and encodes 543 amino acids. The transcript has 5 exons. The record is from RefSeq and is a predicted model, not a curated record.